AUGGUGCCUAAGGGAAGAACCUUUGUGUUGCAACCUACGGUUUUUAAAGGUCCUUGCAACUCUCCAUCCAUUAAUUUCAAGAUUCGAGGGACUAUAAUGGCUCCAAAGGACAUCAGUGGCUGGAAAUGGCCAAGCAGUGACAAAAACGCAUGGCUUCAUUUUCAGUACAUAAAAGGACUUGCUGUGGAUGGCAGAGGACUUUUUGAUGGCCAAGGUGCCCCUUGGUGGGACUGCUUCAAAAAAUCCCAAUGUCAUAAGCGUCCACGUGCUAUAUCAUUUCAUGCAUGUGAAGGGCUUAAAGUUAACAGGGUGAAUUUGAUUAACACCCCAGGAGGUCACAUCUCCUUAAACGGCUGCAAUGGCUCUGUAGUCUCCAACAUCCACCUUCGUGCUCCUAAUGAUAGCCCUAACACUGAUGGUCUUGGAAUAUCUAGCUCAUCCCAUGUCACAAUCCGUGAUUCUAUCAUGGAAGUUGGUGAUGACUGCGUGGCCAUUAAUGGAGGUUCCUACAUGAACAUCAGUCGCAUUUUCUGCGGACCUGGUCAUGGCAUAAGCAUUGGAAGCCUGGGAAUUGGUGGAACCUAUGGCGCAGUGGAAGAGGUCCAUGUCAGAAAUUGCACCUUCACCAGAUCUUCAAAUGGAGCAAGAAUCAAGACUUGGGAGGUAAAACACACAUACCAAAAAAAAAAAAAGUAAAAUAAAAUGAUUUUAAACUGCAUGCUUAAUAACAAUGAUGAUUCAGUAUUAAAAAGAUAAGAAGUUAAAACCUAACUUGCUCAGACUAGAUUAGACUGUCUCUUUGCUGAUAAGCG
Molecule: messenger RNA, 812 nt
Organism: Neltuma alba
Lineage: Eukaryota; Viridiplantae; Streptophyta; Magnoliopsida; Fabales; Fabaceae
Product: probable polygalacturonase At3g15720
Exons: 5
Coding region: 1-696 (231 amino acids)
Biological process (GO): carbohydrate metabolic process
Molecular function (GO): polygalacturonase activity
Source: RefSeq, a predicted model, not a curated record